UAAGUGUUGUGAUCCAUCCAGAAUGUAUGAAUCAGCAGAUUUCAACAUUCAUUAUUGUCAAUUAAGAUGAUUUUCCAGAUGGUUUUAGUUCAUAUUUUGAGGCGCACUCUUCAAGCAGUGUGGGAAUGAUAACAUUUCCGCGUGGACCUGAAGGCAUCACCACUCCACCCCUAACCUAACGGCAGUCAUUACCAACAGCGGCAUACCAGCACACUAACUAACUGUACACCAUGCCGCUGCUUUGUUGGCCUUAAACUCCUCCAAAAACAACAUUUGUAGUUUAUAACCAGUAUUUUCUUUCCACCAACUUGACAGCAGGACUUGUUUGCGAGGCUAGCCGCAGUGGGCUAGCGGGGCUAGCCAGCUAGCUAACGACACUUGGCUAUAAACUCCUGCUCGGCUGACGACCCCCCAAGGCACCCUACUGGACUUCUCUACUUCUUCUCGGAUGUGUGCUUUUGUAGCUCCACAACCUGGCUGUGUAAGACGGCUCUUGAGCUCGUCUGAAGGACCUCACUCUCACUGUGACACCCGAUAACACACCUGUAGCUGCUGCCCCUAACACCUUCUGGACAACACCCGUGCCUCUUCUCUCCCACCUCCUGUGAGACUACUAUGCCUCUGGGUUUGGGUAGAAGGAAGAAGGCGUCCCCCUUGGUGGAGAAUGAAGAAGCGGAGCCCAUCCGCGCCGGUCUCAACAUUCCAGGGAUGGAGGGCUUGGCGGACGGAGUGGGCGUGGUCGGUCUGGGAGAAGGCGCCGCCUCAGAGGGGCUGCCUCCGCCGCCCAGCGGCAUGCGACCGCGUCUCAUCUUCCACACGCAGCUGGCUCACGGCAGCCCCACCGGACGCAUCGAGGGCUUCAGCAACGUACGGGAGCUCUACUCCAAGAUCGGAGAAGCUUUCGGAAUCCCGCCAGCUGAGGUGAUGUUUUGCACAUUGAACACGCACAAGGUGGACAUGGACAAGCUACUUGGAGGCCAGAUUGGCUUAGAGGACUUUAUCUUUGCACACAUUAAAGGACAGCGGAAAGAAAUUGAAGUGUUCAAAGGGGAGGACGCGCUCGGCUUAACCAUCACAGACAACGGAGCUGGCUAUGCUUUCAUUAAGCGGAUCCGCGAGGGCAGCAUCAUUCACCAGAUUCAGGUCAUCAAUGUGGGCGACAUGAUUGAGUCCAUCAACGGCCAUCGCCUGAUUGGCUGCCGGCACUACGAGGUGGCCAAGAUGCUGAAAGAGUUGCCCAAGGGAAAGGACUUCACCAUCAAGCUAACGGAACCUCUCAAAGCCUUCGAUAUGAUUAGCCAGCGGUCCGGAGGGUCCAGGUCAUCAUCAGGGGUCCAGCUAGGCACCGGCAGGGGGACUUUGCGGCUGCGCUCCAAGGGUCCCGCAACUGUAGAGGAAUUGCCCUCUGCCUUCGAGGAGAAAGCCAUUGAGAAGGUGGACGACCUGCUGGAGAGCUACAUGGGCAUCAGGGACAGCGAGCUGGCGGCCACCAUGGUAGAGCUGGGCAAGGACAAGAAGAACCCUGAUGAGUUUGCCGAAGCAUUAGACGAGACCCUCGGAGACUUCGCCUUCCCGGACGAGUUUGUGUUCGACGUGUGGGGCGCCAUCGGCGAUGCAAAGGUGGGACGGGUGUGAGCGGAGGAUUAACGGAGGCCAACAAAGCUGUGCGUGUGUCCACUACUUGCUGCACAUUUAGAUUCUAUAUACUGUGUACUUCUGCUGUUCAAGACUUCACUGACUAAUAUUUUCUCUCAGUGCCGGAAAGCAAGCUGCUUUUUUUUUUCUUUUUUUUUUUAUCUCGUCUUCCCGUGGUUCAACUGCAAGCCCGAGCCUCCCCUGCAUGUUGUUAUAAUUAUGGGAUGCUAACUAGAGAUGUCCGAUAAUAUCGGUCUGCCGAUAUUAUCGGCCGAUAAAUGCGUUAAAAUGUAAUAUCGGAAAUUAUCGGUAUCGUUUUUUUUAUUAUCAGUAUCGUUGUUUUUUUUUUUUUUUUUUUUUUAAAUUAAAUCCACAUAAAAAACACAAGAUACACUUACAAUUAGUGCACCAACCCCAAAAACCUCCCUCCCCCAUUUACACUAAUUCACACUCAUUCACACAAAAGGGUUGUUUCUUUCUGUUAUUAAUAUUCUGCUUCCUACAUUAUAUAUCAAUACAGUCUGCAAGGGAUACAGUCCGUAAGCACACAUGAUUGUGCGUGCUGCUGGUCCACUAAUAAUACUAACCUUUAACAGUUAAUUUUACAAAUUUUCAUUAAUUACUAGUUUCUAUGUAACUGUUUUUAUAUUGUUUUACUUUCUUUUUUAUUCAAGAAAAUGUUUUUAAUUUAUUUAUCUUAUUUUAUUUGAUUCAUUUUUUUUUAAAAGUACCUUAUCUUCACCAUACCUGGUUGUCCAAAUUAGGCAUAAUAAUGUGUUAAUUCCACGACUGUAUAUAUCGGUUGAUAUCGGUAUCGGUAAUUAAAGAGUUGGACAAUAUCGGCAUAUCGGAUAUCGGCAAAAAGACAUUAUCGGACAUCCCUAAUGCUAACCCAAAGUUGCAUAGAUGUAACACUGCCUUCCCCCCCGACAACUACUGUCUUGACCCCCGACUCAGUCUUUUUACAAUGCAUGUGCAGUUCCAUUUUUUUAUAUUCAUUCUUACCAUGCCGUUGUUUUUUUUUGCUGUCUUUUCUUUCUAAAGAAAAACAAGUGGGGUGUCAAAAAAGGUGGUAGUUAAGUGUAGCUCGCUAAAAAAAAAAAGCACAUCACUGGUGUUUUUGUCCGCACAUUCCACGCUGUAAUGACUGCAGUGUUACUUUGAAAAACAGUGUUAUACAUAUAUAUAUAUAUAUAUAUAUAUAUAAAAAGUCACUUUUUUGUUGGCGUGGCUGUCAUGGAUGGAGAUGCAGUUUAUGCCAAUGCUUGUGCUGAGUUUUUUUUUUUUUAUUAUUGUUAUUAAUGGCUAGUGUUUUUAUAUAAAGUGAUGUGACCUCCAUUUGAAAGGAGAUUGUGUGUUUUGUAACCAUUACCGAGCUUUGUGGAAGCUAAGAGAAGUGUUACAAGAGGAUUGUGGUGCAUGACACAACUACUACUGUCACUUUUUAGUGUGGGCGGGAUAUAUCUUUUCCAAAUUCAAGUGUCAUAUUUGGCUAUUUUGUCUUCAAAUGUCUUCAUUCACACUUAAAGGAGUGUCGACGUGACUUUGUGUGACGCUGUUCCUGUUCAAUAACAAUGCCCUUCUAAUAAUAACCACUCUCUUUUCAUGUGCUGUGUGUUCCUGAACACUAUUGUUGUCGUGGUGUGCACUAAAGUAUUGGGACACACAGGCCUGGCCCUAACCAAUCUGGCACCCUAGGCAAGAUUUUAGGUGGCGCCCCCCCCACAUCGGCAGUGAAGUGUGUAUACUCACAAGAAACCGAAUAGCUUUGUCUUUGACCUUUUUUUUUACUUAAAGAAAGCAAAUUAACAUAUUAUAUGAGAAUGUUAUGUUAUGAUUAUCUUUAACCGAAUCACAGCAGUGCUCAAAUUAAAAAACAGCAUUCCCUCUCAUGUGAUAUUGCUUAAUUAACAUUAAUGAUAUGCACUUUAACAACUAGGCUUACAACUAUACCUAAUAUAUAAAGGGGUGGAAAAGUGACUAUUACCUGCAGGGCAAACAUUAGCUAACCAGAAGGCAAUAACAAUGUAAACAAAAAACACCUGCUUAAAAGAUCUAAUACAAAUGUCCCUGAGGAAUGUAAGGUGGGAGUACUGUAAUUACCUAACGUUAUAUUAUUAUUUUCCAUAACAAUUUAGCCCCCUCCACAAUAUUAACCCGACGUUAAAACAGAACUAGCUAUUUAUUGAUUAGCAAUUGCCGAAUCAUGUAACAUUAGCUUAAUGCUAAAAAGCCAGGUUACUAUCACAUUCUGUAACAGACAAAUAAUUUCAUGUAGGCUAACGUUACCUCCCUGCUACCUCUGUCUUUUUCUCGUUUCUCCUCCUCUUCUUUUCUAUUUUUCUUCCCUGGGCACCUGACAGUUUUGGCCGUUUUGACAUCUUGUGUUGAUUUUUUGAUGUGACGUCCAAAAAGACUCA
Messenger RNA from Entelurus aequoreus (snake pipefish), 4055 nucleotides. RefSeq names its product GIPC PDZ domain containing family, member 1 (gene gipc1). Lineage: Eukaryota; Metazoa; Chordata; Actinopteri; Syngnathiformes; Syngnathidae. The transcript is spliced from 7 exons. The record is from RefSeq and is a predicted model, not a curated record. The coding region runs from base 616 to 1635 and encodes 339 amino acids. Gene Ontology annotation, molecular function: protein binding.